UUUUGUAACCGGCUCAUAAUCUUGUUGAUUUUAGAUAGAUUUUUAACAACAUUCAUAAAGUGCAUACUGAACGAUUACUUAAGUCUGGUUUAGUGAAAGUAAAAACCACAUUCAGUGGUAACAUAAUUUUAUUGCAGUUCGUAUUAUUACAUCACAUUAUACCAGAUGAAAAGAAGCUUAGCGAUCGUUUUAAAAUUUAUGAAUUAGUAGUGAAUGGCUAAUAUUUAAAACCGAUGUUGGAUUACGAGUUACAAAAUGUGAAAAUGAAUACCAUGACCACUAAAGUAAACGUUUUAGACAAAACUGUCCAGACAGAAGGGGACUCAAAAUCAGGUGAACCGCCAAAAAUAACAGUUAAUGGACAAAUUGCUGGGACAAGUACAGAGACAGAUACAGUGUGUACUCCUCACGUUUGUCGUCAAGCGAGGCAAAAUUACACUCCUCCAGAUUUGGCAAAUGACAGUCCUUGGAAUCGAAAAAAGACUUAUUUCUUUGUUGGUACAUUUUGUGUUUUUAUAGCGUGGGUUGUUAUUUAUUCUACCGUCAGUAGUUUUGGACUAGUGUGAUCGCG
Psylliodes chrysocephalus is the source of this 571-nucleotide messenger RNA. NCBI's taxonomy places the organism in Eukaryota, Metazoa, Arthropoda, Insecta, Coleoptera, Chrysomelidae. The record is from the annotation of a GenBank genome assembly.